Colletotrichum higginsianum IMI 349063 is the source of this 576-nucleotide messenger RNA. RefSeq names its product Ubiquitin-conjugating enzyme. The transcript is spliced from 2 exons. Lineage: Eukaryota; Fungi; Ascomycota; Sordariomycetes; Glomerellales; Glomerellaceae. The record is from RefSeq and is a predicted model, not a curated record. Bases 1 to 576 code for a protein of 191 amino acids.
AUGUCAUGGCGGAUCCAAACCUUGCCUGAUUCCCAGUCGAACCCGACCGGCGCGGCGAAGAAGGCAAAGUCCAAGUCCAAGACGUCAGAUGGACGUGGCGCGAUCAAGAGGCUCAUCAAGGAGCUGGACGUAUGGCGGGAUGAGCAGAAGGACGAGCGGGGGAUUGAAAGGCUGGGCCCCGUCGAUGACGAGAACCUCCUCACAUGGGAGGCUGUAAUAAACGGCCGGGGGGUUGGAAACGGCUAUGAUGAGGGCCGAUGGCUCCUCGCCAUCCAGAUCCCGCAAGACUAUCCUCUCCGACCCCCGACGAUACGCUUCGUGACACCCGUCGUGCACGCUAACAUUGCGCUGCAGACGGGUGAGAUCUGCCUCGACCUGCUCAAGGACGCCUGGACGCCGGCCUACAGUGUCCUCGAGAGCGUGCGCGCCGUGCGCACGCUGCUGGCGUACCCGGAGACGGACUCGCCCCUCAACGUUGACGUCGCGGCGCUGCUACGCGGCGGCGACGUACUCGGUACCCGCGCCCUCGUCGAGUUCUGGUGCCGCGACGACGACGGAAGGUAUGAGGGGCCGUAG